AUGCCAGCGAAGCGAGAACUUCUGAUGCGCCCCAACAAGCGAUUGUCCCGUUGGCGACUCAAUGACCGCCUCGGACAAUCCAAGCGCAAUGUCGAGUCCGCCGUUAUUCAAGUCGUGGGGGAGCUCCCGGAGCGGGAAUGCAUACAGUGCCGGGAGGGCCAUGGAUCUUGGGGGCUCUGUGUCGUUGUGAAAGGAGAUGUUGAGGUCGCUAAAUGUGGGAACUGCGAUAUUUCUAAAUUUGUGAAUCCUUGCAUGCAUGAUGACGCUGGGAUGCGUGCUUAUGAUGAGCAGUUAAGAGAGCACUUCAUGAAGUAUGGACAGGUGAAAACAGAGCCCUACACGAGGUACCGCCGUAAUGGUUACUAG
Penicillium odoratum is the source of this 366-nucleotide messenger RNA. Its product is annotated as DUF3716 domain-containing protein. The transcript has a single exon. Bases 1 to 366 code for a protein of 121 amino acids. The record is from RefSeq and is a predicted model, not a curated record. NCBI's taxonomy places the organism in Eukaryota, Fungi, Ascomycota, Eurotiomycetes, Eurotiales, Aspergillaceae.